Fraxinus pennsylvanica is the source of this 3864-nucleotide messenger RNA. The record is from the annotation of a GenBank genome assembly. Lineage: Eukaryota; Viridiplantae; Streptophyta; Magnoliopsida; Lamiales; Oleaceae.
AUGGACGCCGUCGAGAUGGAGGCGGCGCAACCAGCGCAAGACGCCGUCGAUCCGUUCUGCUCUUCAGUGCUAUCCCAAUUCAGCCACUCUUCCACCGAGCACGACAUCCACGUUUGCACUGCCAUCGGCGCCAUGUCGCAGGAGCUCAAGGACCAAAACCUCCCUCUCACCCCCAUCGCAUAUUUUGGCGCCACUUGCUCCUCUCUCGAUCGCCUUUCCUCGUCUUUUGAACCUCCCGGCCACCUCCUCGACGCAUUGAUUACCAUUCUAUCCCUUGUUGUCGACGAAUUCAACACGUCCAUCCUCAAAUCAAAGUAUGAUUAUCUGUCCGAGCUCUUGAUUCGGGUCCUCCGGUCGAAAACUAUCGGGGUUAAUGGGAUUGUGCCGGCUUUAAAGUGUGUUUCGCUGUCGUUGAUUGUGAGAGAAAAUGUUGCCUGGGCUGACGUAGUGCAGUUGUAUGGGGUUCUUCUUGGUUAUAUUAUUGACGAUCGGCCUAAGGUAAGAAGGCAGUCACAAUCACGUCUUCGUGAUGUCCUAUCAAACUUUCAGAUAUCACCGCUCCUUGCUCCAUUACUUGCACCUUCGAGUGAAGCUAUUACCAAUGUCUUAGAGAGAUAUCUCCUACUUGCUGGAGGAUCAAUUGCGAAGGAUUCAGAGGGACCCAAAGGAGCACAGGAGGUUCUUUUUGUUCUGGAUGCCCUGAAAUUCUGUCUUCCUUAUAUGUCUGCAAAGUCCUCUACCAACAUCAUGAAGUACUUUAAAACUCUCUUGGAACUGAGGCAACCCCUUGUCACUAGGCGCAUAACAGAUGCUUUGAAUGCACUUUGUCUCCAUUCAAUAGGAGAAGUUUCUGCUGAGGUUCUUCUCGAUCUGUUAUGCUCAUUAAUUAAUUCAGUCACUGCACAUGAGUCAUCUGCUGAUAGCAUGACAUUCACUGCUCGCUUGCUAGACAUCGGGAUGAAGCGAGUUUAUUCACUUAACAGGCAAAUUUGUGUAGUUAAGCUCCCUGUUGUAUUCAAUGCGCUCAAAGAUAUUUUGGUUUCUGAACAUGAGGAGGCCACGAUGGCAGCAAUGGCUACUUUUAAGAGCUUAGUACAAGCAUGCAUUGAUGAGAACUUGAUCAAACAGGGUGUUGAAGAGAUUACAAUGAAUUCUAAUGUGACAUCAAGGAAAUCUGGUCCAACUGUCAUUGAAAAAGUUUGUGCAACUAUUGAAAGCCUGCUUGACUAUCACUAUGCUUCCGUUUGGGAUAUGUCAUUUCGAAUUGUUUCGUCAAUGUUUGAGAAAUUAGGAAAAUAUUCAUCCUACUUUUUAAGGGGAACACUGAAGAGUUUGGCAGACAUGCAGAAGUUGCCAGAUGAAGACUUUCCUUUCAGGAAACAGUUGCACGAGUGUGUGGGGGCUGCCCUUGGUGCUAUGGGACCUGAGACCUUUUUGAAUAUUCUACCACUUCAGUUGGAUGCUCAAGACCUAUCUGAGGCUAAUCUCUGGCUUUUUCCUAUUCUGAAGCAAUAUAUUGUUGGUGCCAAUCUAAGCUUCUUUACAAAGUCAAUUUUACCCAUGAUUGGUGUGAUGAAGCGGAAGUCUGCUAUUCUGGAGCAAGAGGGAAGGAUUUAUUCAGCAAGGAGUGUUGAUGGGCUUAUAUACUCAUUGUGGUCACUGUUACCAUCCUUUUGCAAUUACCCUGUGGAUACUGCUGAAGGUUUAAAGGAUCUAGAGAAAGCUCUAUGUAGUGCUCUGCGUGAAGAGUCUGAUCUUCGUGGAAUAAUAUGCUCCAGUUUGCAGAUUCUCAUUCAGCAGAACAAGAAAGUUCUGGAAGGAAACGGGGAUCUUUCGAAUGUAGAAAUAAGCAUUCCUGAAGAGCGAGCCAUUGCCCUCUAUACUUCACAAGUCGCAGAUGCUAACUUACGCAUGUUGAGAUCCUCUGCUCGUGAGUUGUUGUCUGUUCUUUCUGGGGUCUUCUUGAAAUCUUCCAAGGAUACCAGUGGACUGCUACUGAAUACAAUUGGCGAGCUUGCUUCAGUUUCGGAGAAAGAGGUGGUCACAAGAUUUUUCAGGACUACCAUGCAGAAGCUUCUGAAGGUCACUCAAGAGGCUGGAAAAUCAGGAACCUCGAGAAGUUCUAACCUAAUGCAGGUUGACAACUCAUCCCAUGAAGGUUCACUAUCAUCAACCAGGGCACAGUUAUUUGACCUUGCUGUUUCACUUUUACCUGGCUUGGAUACGAAAGAAAUUGAUCUUCUCUUCAUUGCUAUACAACCUGCAUUGAAGGAUGUAGAGGGUUCGAUCCAGAAGAAGGCCUACAAAGUUCUAUCAAUGAUUUUCAGGCACUCUGAUGACUUCAUUUCUCGAAGGCUUGAAGAGAUGCUCAGUCUGAUGAUAGAAGUUCUUCCAUCAUGUCAUUUUUCAGCCAAACGUCACAGACUUGACUGUUUGUACUUCUUGAUUAUUCACGUUUCUAAGGAUGGAUCUGAACAGAUGAGGCAUGGCACUGCUGCAUCUUUCCUUACUGAAAUUAUACUUGCACUAAAAGAGGCUAAUAGAAAAACAAGGAAUAGAGCAUAUGAUAUUCUUGUCGAGAUUGGUCAUGCCUGUGGAGAUGAAGAGAAAGGUGGCAAAAAGGAGAAUUUGUACCAGUUUUUUAACAUGGUUGCAGGAGGCCUGGCUGGAGAGACCCCUCAUAUGAUUAGUGCCUCGAUGAAGGGCCUAGCUCGCUUGGCUUAUGAGUUCUCUGACCUUGUUUCUGCUUUGUACAAUGUCCUUCCAUCCACAUUUCUCCUCCUGCAAAGAAAGAACAGAGAAAUAAUCAAGGCUAAUUUAGGUUUGCUGAAGGUAUUGGUGGCCAAAUCACAAGCUGAGGGCUUGCAAAAGCACCUGCAGAGCCUGGUUGAUGGAUUGCUGAAUUGGCAAGAUAGUACUAAGAACCAUUUCAAAGCGAAGGUUAAACUACUCCUCGAAAUGCUUGUAAGAAAAUGUGGUCUGGAUGCUGUGAAGGAAGUCAUGCCUGAAGAGCACACAAAACUUCUCACCAACAUAAGAAAGAUGAAGGAGCGGAAAGAGAGGAAGCAAGUUGCUAAAUCUGUUGAUGCGAGAUCUAUUCAAUCGAAAGCAACUACAUCCAGGAUGAGCAGAUGGAAUCAUACAAAAAUAUUUUCUGAUUUUGGUGAAGAGGAAAUGGAAAACAGUGAUGCUGAAUACAUGAACGCACAGAGUAUUUAUAGUGGGAAAAAGAAGGAUUCCUCGAAGUUUGAAUUUAAGGCAUCUUUACGAUCCAAGAGAACCCGUGAAGCAGCAAAGAGCUUGCAAGAAGACUUAUUUGACCAAUUGGAUGAUGAGCCACUUGACUUGCUUGAUCAGAAAAAGACGAAGUUUGCUCUGCGAUCAUCAGAGAUAAUGAAAAAGAAGUCUGAUUCCGAUGAUGAGCUAGAGAUAGACCCCGAAGGGCGUGUAAUUAUUCGUGAGGAAGGUUGGGAAAAGAAGGGAGGUAGGACCCACAAGCGAGAGAUGCCUUAUGACACAGAGGCAGAUGAAGUAAGAAGCAACUUGUCUGCAAAUUCACGAAAAACACAAAAGCGCAGAAAGACGUCAGAGUCUGGGUGGGCGUAUACAGGUAGUGAGUAUGCAAGCAAGAAGGCACGUGGUGAUGUGAACAGGAAGGACAAGCUUGAACCUUAUGCCUAUUGGCCACUUGACCGAAAAAUGAUGAGUCGCAGGCCAGAGCACCGUGCAGCUGCUAGGAAAGGUAUGGCAAGUGUUGUAAAGCUAACAAAGAGGUUAGAAGGCAGAAGUGUCGCAAAUGCACUUUCCAUGAAGGGAGUUAAAUUAAAGAAGGGCAAAAAGAAAGGGAACCAAAAGAAAAGUUGA